Zophobas morio is the source of this 1192-nucleotide messenger RNA. RefSeq names its product dnaJ homolog subfamily C member 2-like. The record is from RefSeq and is a predicted model, not a curated record. Bases 278 to 1120 code for a protein of 280 amino acids. Gene Ontology annotation, molecular function: ribosome binding; Hsp70 protein binding. Gene Ontology annotation, cellular component: cytosol. Lineage: Eukaryota; Metazoa; Arthropoda; Insecta; Coleoptera; Tenebrionidae. Gene Ontology annotation, biological process: regulation of translational fidelity; 'de novo' cotranslational protein folding. The transcript is spliced from 10 exons.
GAUAGCUAAAUCUGUUCCUAAGUUGGGAACUUUAAAUUCUUCAAGAAAUGAAGUUGAGAAGUUUUAUAAUUUUUGGUAUAAAUUCAAAAGCUGGAGAGAAUUUUCUUACUUAGACGAAGAGGAUGUUUCAAAAGCUACAAAUCGAGAAGAAAAGCGUUGGCUAGAAAAGAAAAAUAAAAAUGAAAGAGCUCGAAGGAAGAAAGAAGAAAAUCAGCGCAUCUUAAAGUUGGUGGACACCGCCUUCAAGUUGGAUCCCCGCGUAAAGCUGUUUAAAGAAAUGGAAAGAAAAGAUAAGGAGGCAGCGCGGCAGACCAAGCUAAGGGCGGCUCGCGAGGGAAAGCUGAAGGCUGUUAGAGGAAUCCCCGACUGUAAGCCUUCAGGAGUGGGCGUUCCUAAGAAAGCGAUGGUGGAAAGGAGAGAAAACCAAAAGGCACUUGACACAGCUCGCAAAAAACAGCGGGAAAACUUUCUGAAUAAAGUCAAGUCGGUUAAGUUCUUUUGUGCCCCGGAAGUUGACUUUAAGCAGCAUAUCAAUAAUAUGCAACGAAUUACGAAGUUUGCAGAAACGGUCGCUGCAGAGAAACUUGAAGAACUGAUAAAAGACUUCAACGAAAUGGACAUUAUGCUUGCCGUUUCUGAAGCAGAAAACACCAAACAGAACUCGCCGGACGCUUCUGAACCUUCGCCGAGCGGCGAAUAUAAGAGGCGGUGCAGCUUAAUAAAGGCUGAGACCGCUGCGAACCGACACGGCGCAACGCACGUAUGGACUAGCAAAGAACUUGAAUUAUUAUUUAAAGCACUAAAAAAGUUCCCUUCCGGUUCGUUAAAUAGGUGGAAAAAUAUUCAAGACUUCAUUACUACUCGCUGCGAAGGAUCUACUUUGCAGGAGAAAGACAUCGAGCGGAGCAAAGCCUUCUAUCAGGAAGUAUUAUUGGAUUCAGAUCGGUCAGGAGCGAGAAAGGAGGCAGGGGAGGCCUGGACGUUGGAACAGCAGAGACAAUUGGAAGCGGCUCUCCUUAAGUAUAAGGGUGUCCCGGGGGAGGGGGGAAGUUCGAUAGGUUCGCCGCGGAGGUCAACGGAAAGAAUAAAGCCGAUAUUUAACUCGUUUCAAAAUGGUUGAGCAGUUUAAAUGAAGCUUAUAGAUAAAAACUCGGAAGCGAAAAGUUUAUAAAGUUUUACAGUUUUCGUUCUA